AUGGAGUCCCCGGUGUGUGGUGCGGAAGAGUCCAUGCUGCUGGAUGCUUCCGACAGUGAAAACGUCGCCCUGGUCAACAAGACCAUCGCCGCCGGCACCAUGACCGAGAAGCCUGCUGGGCCUCAUCCCUUUAAGAAGUGGGUGGACAGCUUUCGGGCUCGAAAACACACGGCUCCUACCAUCCCACAGCGAUACGUGGAGGGCUGGUCGGAUUCUUCUGCGGAAUUCUCCGUGCCAAACCCCACGGCUCGCCAUGGAUCACCACAGGAUCAGCACUGGGAGAGACUGUCGGGCCACUCGUCGCUGCUGGGGACUGUCAAAACCACGACCCUGAGCAUCGCCAGCCAGAGCAUGGCCAGAUCGAGAGGGACGACCCAGAGCACGGCGGGCCAGAGCACCAUCUCCGAUACUCGCAUUUCCGCAGACAGCUCUCGACCAACCUCCAGCCACUGCAUCGACGAGGCCGCCGAUCUGCGGGCGACCAAACGUCGGCAGGUCUUAUGGGAGAUUGUGGCAACGGAGUCGGAUUAUGUCCGUGGUCUGAAAGCGCUCACUGGGAUUCUCUCGAUCUUCAACACUCGGCCCGAAAUCUAUCACAACGUGCAGUCGAUCCGGGAGAUCCAUGAGCGCUUCCUCACGCAGAUUCAGGCCACAUUUCCCACAUCAGCACCCAACGCUGAUGAUGCUAGCGUGCCUGAUAUCCUGUCGCGCGGACUUCAUAAACGUUUAGGUGUGAUUGAUCUCCCUGGAUUCAAGAAUCGGUCCUUGAGAACGCGAAACUUCAAAGUAUCGUUGAAACAGCGCCUGAAAGCGCUCUCGGCAGAGCCUUUUGAAGCUCUCGAGGUUGCUCGAGACAUUGAAAAACUGUCCAUUUCCUUUGCGGUAUACGAGGAAUUCUGCAGAAACUAUGAACUGCUUACGCAGGAUGUGGCACUUUUACGGCGGUCGAUUCCGAAUUGGGCCGUGUUUGAUCAGGGUAUCGAGGCAUUAUCAAAAUCAGUAACGUCGAUGGAAAGUCGGAAACAGGAGGAAAACCGGUCGAUGUCCUUGAACGAUCUGCUCAUCAAGCCCGUCCAACGUCUCUGCAAAUAUCCUCUUCUCCUUCAAGAUUUGCUCAGACACACUCCUGUCAGUGACUGCCCAUCUUCCCAUGAUGGUAUCCGACAGAUCCUAGAAAGCCUACGUGUCUUGGUGACAAAAAUCAACUCGGCGACGGGGAACCCCGUUAACAAAGACCGGAUCCAGAAGACCAUUCAACUGCAAGGGAAGAUCGAUUUCUCCGAUAUGCACACGCUUCAGGACAUCUACAAGGAGCUUGGCCCGAUGAUCUUGUGCGGCGUCUUGCACGUUACCUAUCAAGCGCCCGAAGGUCCCAUGGGGGAAUUCAUGGUAUGCGUUCUCUUCAAUUGCUACUUUCUCCUUGCCAAAGGAAUCGACGACUUCCGCCGGCUGGAAGCGGUGGCUUGUAUCCACAUUGGGGAUUUGAAGAUGGACACGCUGCAGAACGGACGAGGGCUUUGUUGCUACGGGUGCCUGUUUUCAUGGAAGCUUCUGUUCCAAGAUCAAGAUGAGAACUACGAGUUUGUCAUGAGCGCUUCCUCAGCGACGGAGGAAAAAUACUGGAAGACCGAGACCCUGAAAUCUGUCGCAGUGCUGGCAGAAAUGGCCAAGCCGGGCGCGUGGGAUUCGAGGAAAUAUUCGUUCCUGAACAUCGCGCUCGUGCCACUGGAUCGCAUUCAAUACGCCGCGGCUUCCCUGGUCCGGCGAUCGUCCAUGGAUCCCAUAGCAAUCUCGCGGAAGUGCCAUGUCCAACAGGUGUCCAUCAAGAAGACGCACUGCCCCCAUAAUUCUGAAGAGGCCAUCAGCCAGGUCGACGGGGAGGUUGAACGGCCGAAGACUCCCGCCUCCCGCUCCGCACUGGUAGUGACCGCCAGACGGAUGGACCGCAUUCGCCUGGAGAGAUUGAUCGCCGAAGUCUAUACGCGCGAUGUUCUUCCCCUACCCGGAAUGGUCCUUGGAAGAGGGGAUCUCUUCCGACGUGGCUCCAUCAUGAGACGACUCAGCUUCCACACGGGAUUUGCCAGGCGAUCCAGCUCCGUCAGCACCUCUCGAUCCGGGCCCGUCGCCGAUUCGGGGUCGCUGGAUGAAUACACCGCAUCCCUGGCCGGCAGUGAAUGUGCAGAAGACUCGCACGCGGGGUCGGAUGUCGAUUACGAGCUGCCCAAAACACCGACCUCGACUCUCGGGCGAUCCAGGACGUCACGGUUCCGUAGUGCGCCCAAGAGAGUCACCGGUCCAGCAUCUUCUCCACGCAGCGAGAAGUGUCGGUCUCAGGAUGGAAACCCAGAGUGGUCCCCGUCACGCAAGAAGUGGGGGUCUCCCAUGGCGUUUCUGAGUGCGCUGACGCCCAGGAAUCUGAUGCGGCCGCGUUCCAGCUUGGGCCAAGGUACGGAGGAGGACUAUUAG
This is a messenger RNA of Penicillium lagena, 2466 nucleotides long. Its product is annotated as putative Rho guanyl nucleotide exchange factor. Bases 1 to 2466 code for a protein of 821 amino acids. Gene Ontology annotation, biological process: regulation of GTPase activity; intracellular signal transduction. The record is from RefSeq and is a predicted model, not a curated record. The transcript is spliced from 6 exons. Gene Ontology annotation, cellular component: cytoplasm. Gene Ontology annotation, molecular function: guanyl-nucleotide exchange factor activity. Lineage: Eukaryota; Fungi; Ascomycota; Eurotiomycetes; Eurotiales; Aspergillaceae.